Molecule: messenger RNA, 1980 nt
Organism: Rhinichthys klamathensis goyatoka
Lineage: Eukaryota; Metazoa; Chordata; Actinopteri; Cypriniformes; Leuciscidae
Product: E3 SUMO-protein ligase ZBED1-like
Exons: 4
Coding region: 1-1980 (659 amino acids)
Molecular function (GO): DNA binding
Source: RefSeq, a predicted model, not a curated record
AUGUCGGAUGCCGAGAUAAUUUAUCCUCCACUGAGUUUUAAAUCUAAAGUUUGGAAACACUAUGGAUUUUACAAGAAAGACGGACGACUUGACAAGACAAAUGCAAUUUGUAAAUUGUGCCGCGCAUCUGUAAAAUACACGGGCAGUACGACUAAUCUGAUAUCUCACUUGAAGCGGCGCCACGGUGUUGUUGUGGAGGAAGCAUCUGCCAGUGCCCCUGCAUCCUGCUCUGAUUCACCUGUAGCUACCAGCUCCAAAAGUGGUGAGAAAAGUAUUGAAGGUUUUUUCCAUGCACCGCUUGCUAACAAUUCCGCGCGCUCCACGGCAAUAACAGAUGCUAUUGCAUUGUUCAUCUGCAAAGAUAUUCAGCCCUAUAGUGUCACGGAGAACGAAGGUUUUAAACACCUCCUCCAUGUUUUGGAGCCUCGUUAUAAGAUACCAAACCGAAAGCUAUUCUCCGAUAAACAGAUUCCUGCUCUGUACGACAAAGUCAGAAGAGAGAUAGAGGAGUCUUUGCACAAAGCCCAAAGAGUUGCUUUAACAGUGGACGGUUGGACAUCUUGCGCUACAGCAUCAUAUGUAACGGUCACAGCACACUACAUAGAUGACGGGUGGAUUCUCAAAAACCACGUUUUGCAGACCAGAGUGUUCAACGAGGCUCACACAGGGAAUAAUCUAGCCGUUUUACUUCAGGAUGUUUGCCGCGAGUGGAAGAUCGAAGAGAAGAGCCCCGCGUUAGUCACAGAUAACGCCAGAAACAUGAUCCUGGCUGGUGCUGGUGCCAAAAUGGACCCACACGUGAGAUGCAUCGCCCACACAUUGAACUUGGCAUCUCAAAAAGCCUUUAAGGUGGACAGUGUCUCUGUGCUGGUGGUGAAAGUUAGGAAGCUUGUCACCUUUUUCCACAAAAGCCCCAAGGCAACUGAAGUUCUGCGUGAAAUACAGACCCAGUUACACCUGCCCAACCACAAGCUCAUCCAUGACGUUUCCACCAGAUGGAACAGUACCCUCGACAUGUUGGAGCGUUUCUGGGAGCAGCAGCCUGCUGUGCUGAACAACCUGCUAUCCAGGAAGAUAAAGAGGCGUGAGGCUAUGGCCAGUUUGACAGAAGAUGACAUGACACUGAUCCCAGAGAUCAUCAAAUUAAUGUCACCACUGAAAGUGGCAACCACACUCCUCAGUGAGGAAAAAAAUCCCACCAUCUCCAUUAUCUCUCCAGUCCAAGCCAAAUUGCAGAGACAAUUCCAACCAGAUGAGAGUGAUCUAGAGGUUAUUUCCCAUAUGAAAGACAGAUUCAGGCAGGACUUUGAUGGCCGUUAUACAUAUCUUGAAGGCACUCUCCACUGUGCCUCAGCACUUGACCCCCGUUUUAAAGACCUGGCUUUUCUGGAUGACAGUGAUGCCAAGGAUAUGGUAUUCAUGAAGAUAACAACAGAGGUGGUACAGAUGAAUGGAGAGGAAGAGGUCAGUGACACAGCAAUGCCGAAUGAAGACCAGGCAACAGGCACAUUGGAAGAGGACCAGACAGCUGAAACAGAAGGCGACAAAAGCCCUUCCAACGAGGACAAGACAGAUGAUGCCCCUCCAAAGAAAAAGACUGCCAUGGACCAGAUGUUUGGAGAUUUCCUGAGUGCAAGAACACCAGCAAAGACCAUCAGGGAGAAAGCUAAGGAUGAAAUCUUAAAAUAUAGAGAAAGGGACACUUUAGGUUUGGAUGGGGAUGUGUUGCAGUGGUGGAGACUGCAAAAAGAUAUCUGCAAGAAAGACAUCAAGCUGUCUGACAUCAACGUGGACACGAGGGAGAGUCGGGCAGAAGACCGCUCCGCCUGGCAGCUUGUUGUCAGACAGGGCGUACAGAAAGCAGAGGAAAUCAGAAAUAAAAACCUUGCCGUAAAGAGUCAAGAGGAAGGAAAAGCAACUGCAGCCUCAGCAGGCAUCGUUUUUCACCUGCAGAAAACGCAGCAGAGAUUGCCAUUCUAG